This is a messenger RNA of Pogonomyrmex barbatus (red harvester ant), 5834 nucleotides long. Its product is annotated as transcription elongation factor Spt6. Lineage: Eukaryota; Metazoa; Arthropoda; Insecta; Hymenoptera; Formicidae. The record is from RefSeq and is a predicted model, not a curated record. Gene Ontology annotation, biological process: nucleosome organization; transcription elongation by RNA polymerase II; transcription elongation-coupled chromatin remodeling. Gene Ontology annotation, molecular function: DNA binding; histone binding; nucleosome binding. Gene Ontology annotation, cellular component: transcription elongation factor complex.
ACGAGGACAAAGUCGUCCAUCUGUUUGUGGUUCUACAUUUCAUUUUCAGGGUAUUCCGCAAAAGAAUACGGAAGAAGAGAGGUGCGAGGGAUCUCGUCGCGCAAUUCAUCGAACCUUUGCCGUGAGUGAACGUGAAAUUCUUCGGAUCAAAACGACACGAACGUUAUCUUGGACGUAGGUGGGUCGUUAUAAUUCUGAAGUAUGGCAGAAUAUCUCGAUUCUGAGGCAGACGUGAGCGAGGGUGAAGAGGAGCUUGACCAAAAUGAAAAAAAGAAAUUGAGGAAGCUGAAGGCAGUGGAGGAAAGUGACGACGAGGAGGAAGAUGAUGAGGAUCAGUUGCGCGAGGAAUUGAAAGACUUGAUAGAUGAUAAUCCAAUAGAGGAAAGCGAGGGUGAAGAUAGUGAUGGCUCUGAUCAUCAUAAAAAGCGUAAAAAGAGUGACGAUGAGGAUUUUGAUGAUCGCCUGGAAGAUGAAGAUUAUGAUUUGAUCGAAGAAAAUUUAGGCGUCAAACUUGAGAGAAAACGUUUCAAACGUCUCCGAAGAAUCCAAGAUGAGGAAUCAGAGGAAGAACAAGAAAAGGAAGCAGAUGAUGAAAGGGAUGCCAUUGCCAAUGAAUUAUUUGAAGGUUCCGGAGAUGAAAGAGAUAUUAUCACGGAGGAUGAAAGACGAAGCGAACGAAGUCAUAGACCCGACAUGGAAAACUUUGAGGAAGGUAGUGAUGAAGGAGAAUAUACUGAUGCGGAUGAUUUCAUAGUCGAUGAUGAUGGUAGACCCAUUGCGGAGAAAAGAAAGAAGAAGAAGCCAAUAUUUACUGACGCAGCUUUGCAAGAAGCACAAGAUAUCUUCGGCGUUGACUUUGAUUAUGAAGAAUUCGGCAAAUAUGGCGAGGAAGAUUAUGAAGAAGAAGAAGAAGAGGAGGAGGAGGAUGAAUAUUUGGAUGAAGAUGCCGAUACUGAGAGGCCACGACGACCGAAGAAACAGCUGAAGAAAAAGACCACGAGAAAGAGUAUCUUCGAGAUUUAUGAGCCCAGUGAAUUAAAACGCGGCCAUUUUACUGAUAUGGAUAAUGAGAUACGUAACACAGAUAUACCGGAAAGAAUGCAACUUCGAUCUGUACCGGUCACACCAGUUGCAGAAGGUUCUGAUGAAUUAGAUCUCGAGGCAGAAUGGAUUUAUAAACAAGCAUUUUGCAAACCCACAGUCUCCAUUCAAGAUGCUCAUUUGAAUGCUGAGGCUAAAGAACGGGCACGAAAAGGACCACAGACUAUCGGCAAGAUCAAAAAAGCCUUAGAUUUCAUGCGCAAUCAACAUUUUGAAGUCCCUUUUAUAUCCUUCUACAGAAAAGAAUACGUGCUGCCCGAGUUGAACAUUAACGAUCUGUGGAAGGUCUACAAGUUCGACGCAAAAUGGUGUCAACUGUGUCAGCGAAAGGAGAACUUGCUCAAGCUAUUUGAGAAGAUGCGUAAUUUUCAAUUAGAUGAAAUCAUGAAAAACCCAGACGCGCCGUUGCCAGACAAUGUGCGAGUGAUCAAAGAUGACGAUAUUGAGCGGCUGAAGAACGUUCAGACAAGUGAAGAGCUUAAUGAUAUUUAUAAUCAUUUCAUGCUAUAUUAUAGCCAUGAAAUUCCAGCUAUGCAGGAAGACGUUCGUCAAAAGGAGAGAAAGGCACGGCGCGAAGAAAGGAUUCAACGACGCAAACAACAAAUCGCCGAAGCAGAGGAAAAUGGAGAGGAUCCUCCGGAAGAAGAGGAGAUACCAGAAGAAGAAGAAGUCGACGAAACACUGAAGCAAGCCGUCAGAAGUGGCCCAUACUCAAUCUGUCGGAAAGCUGGUCUGGACGGUUUGGCGAAGAAAUUUGGCCUAACGCCCGAGCAUUAUGCCGAGAAUCUGCGCGACAAUUACCAACGUCACGAGGUGGAUCAAGAGCCAACCGAGCCGACGACAAUUGCAACGGAGUAUUGCAGUUCGCGAUUCAAGACCGCAGAAGAAGUGUUGAAAGCUGCUCAAUUAAUGGUGGCGAUUCAACUGGCGCGCGAACCGCUCGUACGCAAAUGUGUGCGCGAGAUGUAUAUGGAACGUGCCAAGAUAUCUAUAAAACCAACGAAGAAAGGCAUCAAAGAAAUUGACGAGAAUCAUCCGAUCUACACAAUGAAAUAUUUGAAAGACAAACCCGUGCGCGAUCUUGUAGGCGUUCAAUUCUUGAAUUUGAUGAUCGCCGAGGAUGACAAAUUGAUUACGAUUACUCUCAGUGAUAGCAUCGAAGGUAACACCAGCAGCAACUAUGUCGAUGAGAUGAAGCAGCUUUAUUGCCGUGACGAGUUUAGCAAGCUCGUGCAAGAUUGGAAUGCUUUGCGCGUAGGCAGUGUCGAGAUUGCACUCAACCGAAUGGUGAUACCACAUUUGAAGAAAGAGUUGCGUACGAAUCUGAUCGCCGAGGCGAAGGAAUGCGUGAUGCGCGCGUGUUGUCGCAAGAUGUAUAACUGGAUCAAGGUUGCGCCAUAUAGCUGUGAGUUUCCCGACGAGGAGGAUGAAGAAUGGGACACUAGUAAAGGUCUGCGCGUCAUGGGCUUAGCCUACGUGCCUGAUUACUCACAAGCAGCCUUCACUUGCCUGAUCGCAGCCGACGGUGAAUGUACGGAUUAUCUGCGCUUGCCGCAUCUAAUGAAGCGCAAAAACAGUUAUCGUGAGGACGAAAAGACAAUGAAGGAGGCAGAUCUGCUAGCGCUGAAAAAUUUCAUAGCCACGAAGAAACCGCAUGUAGUCGUAAUAGCAGGUGAGUCUCGAGAGGCGAUGAUGAUCGCCGCUGACAUUAAAGAGUGCAUCACUCAUCUGACAGAGGAGGAGCAGUUUCCUAAUAUUCAAGUGGAAAUCUGCGACAAUGAACUCGCCAAGAUUUAUUCCAAUAGUAACAAAGGCAUCUCGGAGUUCCGAGACUAUCCGGAACUACUGCGUCAGGCUAUUUCGCUGGCGAGAAGGAUGCAGGAUCCGCUGGUGGAGUUCUCACAAUUGUGCACAGCUGACGAAGAGAUUCUUUGUCUCAAAUAUCACAAUUUACAGGAUCAGUUACCCAAGGAAGAACUGCUGGAGAAUCUGUAUCUGGAAUUCGUCAAUCGCGUAAAUGAAGUUGGCGUAGAUAUCAAUAAGACAGUCCAACAGGCAUACUGCGGUAAUCUUGUUCAAUUUGUUUGUGGUCUUGGCCCGCGAAAAGGUCAAGCUUUGAUCAAAAUGCUGAAACAGACAAAUCAACGGUUGGAAAAUAGAACACAGCUGGUUACCGCGUGUCAUAUGGGACCGAAGGUAUUCAUCAAUUGCGCUGGCUUCAUUAAAAUCGACACCAAUAGCUUAGGCGACAGUACCGAGGCAUAUGUAGAAGUGCUCGACGGUUCGCGCGUGCAUCCUGAGACUUAUGAAUGGGCCAGGAAGAUGGCGGUUGACGCUCUGGAAUAUGAUGACGAGGACGCCAAUCCCGCUGGCGCUUUGGAGGAGAUACUCGAGUCGCCGGAGCGUCUUAAGGACUUGGAUCUCGAUGCUUUCGCGGAAGAACUCGAACGGCAGGGUUUCGGCAACAAAUGUGUUACUUUAUACGAUAUUAGGGCUGAACUGAACAGCCGAUAUAAGGAUCUGCGCGUACCAUAUCAAUCACCAAGUGCGGAGAAGCUAUUUGACGUUCUGACGAAAGAAACACCCGAGACCUUCUACGUCGGGAAGUUAGUGCUAGCCACAGUGGUUGGCAUUAGUCAUCGGAAACCACAGGGCGAACAACUUGAUCAGGCGAAUCCGGUGCGAAAUGAAGAGAGCGGUCUGUGGCAGUGUCCGUUCUGUCUAAAAAACGAUUUUCCCGAGUUGUCAGAAGUAUGGAAUCACUUUGAUGCCGGUGCUUGUCCGGGCAAAGCAACUGGCGUGAGAUUACGAUUGGACAAUGGUAUUUCUGGUUAUAUACAUAUUAAAAAUCUAUCAGACCGGCAUGUUGCAAAUCCCUGCGAGAGAGUCGGUAUGGGACAGAUCAUUCAUUGCCGAAUUAUAAAAAUUGAGGUGGAUCGAUUCAGCGUCGAAUGUACCAGUAAGAGCAGCGACCUGGCUGAUAAAAAUCAUGAAUGGAGGCCGCAACGGGAUCCGUUUUACGAUACUGAGGCCGAGCAGAAGGACAUAAAGGUAGAAGAAGAUGCAAAGAAGGCGAAACAACGACAAAUCUAUGUGAAACGCGUGAUUGUUCAUCCGUCUUUUCACAAUAUCAGCUUUUCCGAAACGGUAAAAUUAAUGCAGACGAUGAAACAAGGCGAAGCAAUAGUGAGACCGAGCAGCAAAGGUGCUGACCACUUGACAGUCACAUGGAAAGUUACCGAUGACAUUCUGCAGCACAUUGAUGUUCGUGAGGAGGGUAAGGAGAAUGCUUUCUCAUUGGGACAGAGCUUAUGGAUCGGAAAUGAGGAGUUUGAAGACUUAGAUGAGAUCAUUGCUCGACACGUAAAUCCUAUGGCUGCUUACGCCUCUGAAUUACUGGACUUUAAAUACUAUAAACCCACUGUGGAAGGAAUCAAAGACAAAGCAGAAGAGAUAUUGAAGGAACAGAAAAAGGAGAAUCCUGGUGGAAUUCCUUAUAUUAUAUCGGCAGCUAAGAACUUUCCUGGGAAGUUCCUACUCUCGUAUUUACCGCGCACUCGCUGUCGUCACGAGUACGUCACAGUGACAUCUGAAGGUUUCCGAUUUCGAGGGCAGAUGUUCGGUAGGGUGAGCGAUUUUCUGCGUUGGUUUAAAGAACAUUUCAGGGAUCCCGUUCCUGGACAAUCCACUCCUAGUACGCCACGUGGUGCGAUGACUUCUAGGACGCCUUAUACCACCACGCCGGGAACGGUCAGCGGAAUGAACCAAGAAGCGAUACAGCGAGUUGCGCAAAAUCUUCCGCAUCACAUGCUACACUCGCUGUCGCAAGUAGCGAAUCAAACACCACAUCACUACCCACCGCACACGCCCGGAGCGGCUAGUGCUACCGGCUAUGGGGGAGUGCACACAUAUCCUAAUACCCCGUACACUCCAUCUGGUCAAACUCCAUUUAUGACUCCGUACCAGACUCCCCAUCACACGCCGCAUCAUGGCCAGCCCACUCCUAGAUACGGUCAACAAACUCCUAGCCAUCAUCAAGGGCCCUUCGUGCAUCCACCACCGCCCUCGAUGACACCCAGCCAUCAUAGGUCUGCUCAAUCGCACAGACCUACACCACCUUUGUCUACUCCCUCCGGUGAUCCGACGGAUUGGAAGAAAGCCGCUGAAGCAUGGGCACGUUUAAAAAGCGGCCCUCGAGUCUCUGGAUCGACGCCCAGGUACGAGGAAUCCAGGAAAACUCCACGUACCUAUGACGAAUCAGCUGGCAGAACGACACCCUCCGGAAGGAGCAGACCUUCCUCUACGCGUACUCCGUCGUACAAGUCCCCGCGAGGCACUCCACAUACGAAUUCUAGUCCACGGAGUAUGUCUCUCAGUGGGGAUGGUACUCCCUUAUACGACGAAAGCUAACGGGAUUGUGCAUAGUCGAUUGUAUUUAUUAGUUACAUCAUAUCAUGCUACGUAUGAAUAGCAAAUGCAUGUCAUCACGACAAGCAUAGGAAAACGUUAUCGAUUACUCGCGUUGAAUCGAUCGUUGAUUGUUGCCGACAUGCAACACGUAUAGUAAAUUCUUCCAUUUCCUUGCACGCGAGGUUUUGUUUGCGAUCACGAAAUUAUCAAUUGGCUACUAUAAGCUACGGCGUUGUAGCAUAAUUAUUUAUUUUAUAACUGCGCGACUUUUUCCUAUAAUGUACAUAAUAAAGUCUAUGGAAACUAAAGGCCUGAUGAAUGCG